AAACAAGUCCUUUCUUGAGUCUUAACUGAUUGUACUCCGUAGACGUGGAAGGCAAUUGGUAAACAAUCUCAGCCUUGUUGUAUUGAGGAAGAAGUCCGCAGCUACGGAGGCAGACCUGUACGAGCACCAAGGUGACAGAUUCACUAGAUGUCACCCCUUCAUCCCAAGCCGUAGACCUGCCUGCGUAUACGAGUUUCCUCCAGACUUCACAGACGCCCAACGCCAACACACCUCCCUCCAUACACGCACAGGCACAGGCACAGGCGCGCCAUUCCAGUUCCCGACAUGCGAGAAUGAGAAGUCUUUCACAAAACUAAGACCGUUGCUCCAGACGAGAUGCAAUUCGCGAUACCACCUCGCAAGACGUCGCAGCCUCCCCUCUACGCACGCACCAAUGCCAGUGCAUCCGCCGCUUAUAAACGACGAAGGCAGUUACAGUUGCUAGGUUACAUAGUACUUGGCCUCCUCACAUUCUACCUGACUCUGAGCUUCUGCUUCUCGGGAUGGAGCGAAGACGCUGAAGAUGGCUCAGCUGUUAUCGAGGGCCACCAGGACGUGGUGCUGGUCACCAUCUUCGACAGCAAAACCAUGAGUGACGACUAUAUGAAGAUUGUCAAGGUGAAUAGAGAAGACUAUGCUGCCCGUCAUGGCUACAAAACCUUCUACACCGACGUCUCGGGCUACAGCAAAUUGGUCGACCCAGCACCCUCCUCGUGGACAGUCAUACCAGCACUCCGGCAUGCGCUAACAGACCAUCGGUCGAGCGAAUGGUUCUGGCAGCUGUCCGCCGACGCCUUGAUCACGAACCCUGCCUUGUCGCUCGAGUCUCACGUCCUGCAACCCCUCGAAUCGCUCAUGCUGAAAGACAUACCUGUCGUACCGCCAGACUCGGUGAUACACACAUUUUCCCACCUGAGGCCUUCUCGAACGCACCUGAUCCUGUCACAGGAUAUGGACAACCUCGCCCACACCUCUUUCCUCCUCCGCAAUACUCCCUUCACGCCCUCGACUCCAGACAAUUGGGCACAGUAUCUGCUCGACGCCUGGUUUGACCCGUUGUACCGAGCAUACUCGUUUCAGAAGGCGGAAAAUCAUGCCCUCGAACAUAUUGUCCAGUGGCAUCCCACGAUCCUAGCCAAGCUCGUCCUGAUAGAGCAACGGCGUUUCAACUCGUACAACUACGCAACACCACCGGUGCGUAAUGGAGAUGGCAACCUUCGAACGCACGAUAGUAUGUGGCAAGAAGGAGACUUUGUUGUGAACCUGAAAGGUUGCAGAGAAAAUGACAAGCGGAACUGUGAAGAAGAAAUGAGACACUACUUGGCCAUGUGGGAGAAAGAGAUUGAGAAACUAGAUGGCAAGGCACCAGCACAUGUUGGCCCUGCCCAACCAAAACCACAACCUAAAGAGGAGAAAUCGCCGGGGAACCCUGCAGCAGCAGCUUAAGCCCUUGAGUGAUAGUGAUGCUGUUCAGUAUCAGGCUUCUAUGGGGUCGGGGCGAAGUCGUCCACUUCGGCGGGGCGUGGUGCUUUAUUAGGAGCAAUAAAGAUGUCAACAUCAUUCCAGGUGCUAUACGAAGUGAAUACCAUAAGACCAUCAUCGGUGCCUCUUGGUACCAGCAGGAGCUGCGUCCAAGGCUGUUUUUCCAGCAUAGCGAACGGCGAAGUCGAUUCCAAAUGUACUAACAGAAAUAGAACAAAAUGAGAUUACCAAGAUUUCUUACAGGCUCUUCAAC
Exophiala oligosperma is the source of this 1735-nucleotide messenger RNA. RefSeq lists its product as uncharacterized. Gene Ontology annotation, biological process: protein N-linked glycosylation. Gene Ontology annotation, cellular component: mannan polymerase complex; Golgi membrane. Lineage: Eukaryota; Fungi; Ascomycota; Eurotiomycetes; Chaetothyriales; Herpotrichiellaceae. The record is from RefSeq and is a predicted model, not a curated record. Gene Ontology annotation, molecular function: alpha-1,6-mannosyltransferase activity. The transcript is spliced from 2 exons. The coding region runs from base 337 to 1446 and encodes 369 amino acids.